This is a messenger RNA of Monascus purpureus, 837 nucleotides long. NCBI's taxonomy places the organism in Eukaryota, Fungi, Ascomycota, Eurotiomycetes, Eurotiales, Aspergillaceae. The record is from the annotation of a GenBank genome assembly.
AUGGCCGCUCUUCGUUCUACUUCGCGCUUGGUCGCGUCAUCCAAGCCUCUCUUCCGGCCUGCAGUUUUUGCUCGCACUUACGCUACCGUCGAUCCCGUCGCACAGGAACCCAAGCCAUCCGAGAACCCCAAAUUCAAGACCUUCCAGAUCUACCGCUGGAACCCAGACAAGCCCGAAGAGAAGCCUAAGAUGCAGUCAUAUCAGCUGGAUCUGAACAAGACCGGCCCCAUGGUGCUUGAUGCGCUUAUCCGCAUCAAGAACGAACUCGACCCGACACUGACCUUCCGGAGGAGCUGCAGAGAGGGUAUCUGCGGUAGCUGCGCAAUGAACAUUGAUGGUGUCAACACCCUGGCCUGCUUGUGCCGUAUCUCUACUGAGCACGCCAAGGAACUGCGCAUUUACCCAUUGCCUCACACCUACGUUGUCAAGGACUUGGUUCCUGAUCUGACCCACUUCUAUAAGCAAUACAAGUCCAUCAAGCCUUACCUUCAGCGCGAUACCAAGAGUGCAGAUGGCCUCGAGAACCGCCAGAGCCCCGAAGAUCGCCAGAAGCUGGACGGCCUCUACGAGUGCAUUCUCUGCGCCUGCUGCUCGACAUCCUGCCCUUCGUACUGGUGGAACAGCGAGGAGUACCUGGGGCCGGCCAUUCUCCUUCAGUCCUACCGCUGGUUGAUUGACUCCCGUGACGAGCGGACGGCCGAGCGUAAGCAGGCUUUGGACAACAGCAUGAGCGUUUACCGGUGCCACACUAUCCUGAACUGCUCACGAACCUGCCCCAAGGGUCUGAACCCUGGCCGUGCUAUUGCGGAGAUCAAGAAGAUGUUGGCAUCUCAUUAG